GAAACCAGCAGCAGCGUUGGUAGCUCAGGUCAGUUAGUUCAGUCAGCAGUCAUCAGCGCAUCUAUCUAUAUAUUAUCCCCCCUUUUCUUAAAUUAGACACCUUUUAAGCUUCGCGAUACCGCCCCCAAUAUCAGCGUCGGUACGGAGCCGCCAGGCCGGGACAGAGACGGAGAGAGAGGCCUCGGCCAUGGAAGCGCUCGGACCCGACAAGCCAUCACACAUAAUGGGAAUAUCCGAGAAGACUUCUACGGGGGAAACGGCUGAUCAUCAGACACGCCCGCCCGCCCCUCCCUCUCUGUUUCAGCCUCCGCGGCGUCCCGGCCUCGGCACGGUGGGGAAACCCAUCCGGCUCCUUGCGAACCACUUCCAGGUGCAGAUUCCCAAGAUUGAUGUCUAUCACUAUGAUAUCGACAUCAAGCCUGAGAAACGGCCUCGGAGGGUCAACAGGGAAGUGGUGGACACCAUGGUGCGGCACUUCAAGAUGCAGAUCUUUGGAGAUCGACAACCUGGCUACGAUGGGAAGAGGAACAUGUACACAGCACAUCCACUGCCAAUUGGGAGAGAUAGGGUGGAUCUGGAGGUGACUCUGCCUGGUGAGGGUAAAGAUCAAACGUUCAAGGUGUCUUUGCAGUGGGUGUCUGUGGUCAGUCUUCAGAUGCUGCUGGAAGCCCUGUCGGGUCACCUUAACGAGGUCCCCGAAGAUUCGGUUCAGGCUCUGGAUGUCAUCACACGGCAUCUGCCCUCCAUGAGGUAUACUCCUGUGGGGCGUUCGUUUUUCUCCCCUCCGGAGGGCUACUAUCAUCCUCUGGGUGGAGGCAGGGAGGUGUGGUUUGGUUUCCAUCAGUCUGUCCGUCCUGCCAUGUGGAACAUGAUGCUCAACAUCGACGUGUCAGCCACCGCUUUCUACCGCGCCCAGCCUGUGAUCGAGUUCAUGUGCGAGGUGCUAGAUAUACAGAACAUCAACGAACAGACCAAACCACUGACGGACUCACAGCGCGUCAAAUUCACAAAGGAAAUAAGAGGUUUGAAAGUGGAGGUCACACACUGUGGUCAAAUGAAGAGGAAGUACCGUGUGUGCAAUGUUACACGCCGACCUGCCAGCCACCAAACGUUCCCGUUACAACUUGAGAACGGCCAAGCCAUGGAGUGUACAGUAGCGCAGUAUUUCAAGCAGAAGUACAAUCUGCAGCUCAAAUAUCCACAUUUACCGUGUCUGCAAGUAGGGCAGGAACAGAAGCACACCUACCUUCCCCUGGAGGUCUGUAACAUAGUAGCAGGCCAGCGCUGUAUCAAGAAACUGACCGACAACCAGACGUCCACCAUGAUCAAAGCUACAGCUCGCUCAGCCCCCGACAGACAGGAAGAGAUCAGCAGACUGGUCAAAAGCAACAGCAUGGUCGGGGGCCCGGACCCCUACCUGAAGGAAUUUGGCAUUGUGGUUCACAAUGACAUGACAGAAGUGACGGGGCGUGUCCUCCCAGCGCCCAUGCUGCAGUAUGGGGGCCGGGUGAGUACAGACACAGGGCGGGACUGUGGCAGGGGACUCUCUCCGCAGAACAAAACCGUGGCCACGCCCAACCAGGGCGUGUGGGACAUGAGGGGGAAGCAGUUCUACGCCGGCAUCGAGAUCAAGGUCUGGGCUGUGGCCUGCUUCGCUCCGCAGAAACAGUGUCGAGAGGACCUGCUAAAGAGCUUCACUGACCAGCUGCGAAAGAUCUCCAAGGACGCCGGGAUGCCCAUUCAAGGCCAGCCAUGUUUCUGUAAAUACGCCCAAGGAGCCGACAGUGUGGAGCCCAUGUUCAAACACCUCAAGAUGUCUUACGUAGGUCUGCAGCUGAUUGUGGUCAUCCUGCCUGGCAAAACACCAGUCUAUGCUGAGGUGAAGCGGGUUGGCGACACCCUCCUUGGCAUGGCAACACAGUGCGUGCAGGUGAAGAACGUAGUGAAGACGUCCCCCCAGACCCUCUCCAACCUGUGCCUCAAGAUCAACGCCAAGCUCGGAGGCAUCAACAACGUCCUGGUGCCUCAUCAGAGGCCCUCUGUGUUCCAGCAGCCUGUCAUCUUCCUGGGUGCGGAUGUCACACAUCCUCCAGCGGGUGACGGGAAGAAGCCGUCCAUCGCGGCGGUGGUGGGCAGCAUGGACGGCCACCCCAGCCGAUACUGCGCCACGGUGCGAGUCCAGACGUCUAGACAAGACAUAUCGCAGGUAACAGAGUGCCCUACUCCUCCGUCUCAUCAGGAGCAACUCUUCAGCCAGGAGGUAAUCCAAGAUUUGACCAACAUGGUGCGAGAGCUUCUCAUCCAGUUCUACAAGUCCACGCGUUUUAAGCCCACACGAAUCAUUUAUUAUCGCGGCGGCGUGUCUGAGGGACAAAUGAAACAGGUGGCGUGGCCAGAGCUGAUAGCCAUCAGGAAGGCCUGCAUCAGUCUGGAGGAGGAUUACAGGCCGGGCAUUACCUACAUCGUGGUUCAGAAACGUCACCACACUCGUCUCUUCUGUUCUGACAAGGCUGAGAGGGUGGGGAAGAGCGGUAACGUCCCAGCAGGCACCACGGUGGACAGCACUAUCACACACCCGUCCGAGUUCGACUUCUACCUGUGCAGCCAUGCUGGAAUUCAGGGAACCAGUCGUCCCUCCCACUACCACGUCCUGUGGGAUGACAACUGUUUCACGGCCGACGAACUGCAGCUCCUCACCUACCAGCUGUGCCACACCUACGUCCGCUGCACGCGCUCCGUUUCCAUCCCGGCACCAGCCUACUACGCCAGGCUAGUGGCUUUCCGAGCCCGCUAUCACCUGGUGGACAAAGACCAUGACAGUGCUGAAGGAAGCCACGUGUCGGGCCAGAGUAACGGCCGGGACCCCCAGGCGUUGGCCAAGGCAGUUCAGAUCCACUAUGACACCCAGCACACCAUGUACUUCGCCUGAGCUAGCGAGCAUGUCAGCCAGUCCACCCGCGGAUUCCCUUUCUUCUUUUUCUUCUUCUGUCUUUUUAUCUCUUAUUUGCCAGUCUCUCUCUUUCUCUCUCUUCUUCUUCUUCCAUAUCUGUCUCUCUCACUUUGUAGUCUUUCUCUUUACACUCACUCUACAUUUUUCUGAAUCUGCACCAAAGCGGCUCUAGGACAGGGGUGGGAGGGGGGGGGGGGGAUCUGCUGCGUCUCAGUACGUGCAGCAGGUUUUUAUUUCAAGGAACAAUCUCCAACCAGCGUUCCCAAUCGAGCCGCCACUCAAACCAGCAAUCCAGCACUGCAAACCCCCCGAGGGGUUUCCAAUGCACAAAAAGGAAAAAAAAAACAAAAAAAAAAACACGGAAAAACAAAAACAAACCAUACACACACAUCCUACAAGUUGAGCCAUUAUUUUUUGAGUUUGUUUUUGUUUUUUCUAUUUGAAUGUCUGCACUCUUGUGUUUGUAAGAUACACUGAGCAAGGGAGUGGACUGGCACAGUGUGUGUCGGUCAGCGCAGCUCUUUAGCUCUCCCAGCUAAGCAGGACUCUUAUCUACUUUUACCUCAAAGCCCCUUUGGGCAAAAAUCUGUCACAAGGUCUUGGGUUUAUUGGGUGGUCGGGAGGGGAACUCUACACGAAAAGAGAUGGAUGGGGAGUCGACCUUUUGAGAAUGAUAUAUAUAUAUUUUUUUUUCCUUUUUAUGAGCGUGUGUUUUAACUUUUUUCUCCUUUUACGGUCUUUAACAAGCGAGGUGACCUGGGUGUCCAUGCCCAUUACUAUUUUCCUCCCAUCUUAGCGAAGAAGUUUGUGUGAGUGCGUUUGUGUGUGCACCCUCUGUAUAUACAUGUACUGCUGUAUGAGAGUGUGUUGUGUGUGUGUGCAUGCGUGUGUUUCAUGGCAGGCCACUGAAUUGUAAAGGGAAAUCAAGGAGAUAACUGCUGUAAAUGCCUCAGAUUUGUUGUUUUUAUAUUCACACAUACAGUACAUAUAAGCAUAUAUUUACAUCUAUAGAGCAACUUUGAGACAUAUGACUAAAACAGGCCUCAUAGAGGCCGGUGUGGGUAUUUGUAGCAGUCCUGGGUCACUUGUUAAUUGAAAUGCUUUGAGUUACAACGCGUGUUAGCCUACUGCUAAGGCAUUGCGGGUGGGAUUUUUGCACCUCUAGUGCCUCAAAACCAUCAUUGAAAAUCCCGGAAAAAGCAACUUAAUCCAUUUCAAGCUAGCGAGUGAAGUCAGGUCUGACUGUGUAGCAGUGGUAACCGUGGUCUGGCCCGUGACUGGCUCAGCAUUGGGACCUGUUGAACGGCUGACGGCAUUAAACACAGAGUAUGGUCUUUAUCAACCUUGCUGUCUGUGUGAAAAGCAGGAUCUUAUUUUUCUUUGGACCUGAUUAUCUGAAAGAUUAUAUGACGACACUGCUGGACAUUGCUUUUUCUUUCUUUUUAUUUGUUUUGUAGAAGUAGUAAUCAAGGGCCGGAAACCAACGUAGUUUUUCGAGGUCUCCUUUGCUAAUAUUGGCCAAUUCAUUGCACUGACCCGGGACGCUAGGCAAGCAACAGAGGGCACUCUCAAUCUCUCUUACCUUUAUGCAUUUAUACAUACGAAUCAAACAAAGCAGAUUUGUAAAAGUUUAAUAUAAGAUGUUUUGUGGUUAUCUUAAAAAAAGAACCAGUUGUUUAGAAUUAGUAGUUUACCAUUGAUGUCGUUGUUGUUAUCGUUGUUGUCAAUGUUGUUACUAUCGUGAUGAAAUUUUAUGGUCGGCAGCAAAGCCAGUUCUAUAGUUACUAGUGCGACUUCAGGAAUAGACUUCAGUUGUUGAGCUGCAGGUUUAGGGGGCGGGGCGGGGGGGUAGGGUAGAGUUUGGUUUUUUUUUCUGUAGCAUUCUGGCUAACGGUGAGAAGAAGUCAGCCCCAGGAUGGAUGGAUUCAUGCUUCCUCUGUAGGUUCUGAUGCGAGUGACAUUUCGCGGCAGAUUUGAGGUAUUGUGUAGCACUCCGACUGGUAAAAAACAGGUCUGCCGCUGUUUGUGUAUAUAUAUAUACGUAUAUAUAUACCGCUCAGCUGGUAUCGGUUGUUUUUUUUGAUCAGAUAGAUGGAGACAAUCAGGGAUUGUAAUCGGAGUGAACCUAGAUUUAAGGGAUUUGUUUUGUUUGCGGUAGGCAAUGAGUUGAAUUUUUAGACUUUUUAAAAAAAACGGUUUCUAUUAACUCUGUGUGUAUUUGAAGUAUACCCACCUUUAAAGUCUCUGCUAUUUGACGGUGUUUGUUUCAUAUUUUUAUGCAUUUUUAACACUGGAUUAAAUGAAUCGACAAUAAGCAUAAGCACUGCCCUUGGACCCCCCCACCCCUGUACAAACACAAUGCAAACUGUCACCACGGAAACCAUAGUGACAUCAGCAAGGUGGUGACAGUUGUGCAUGUGGUGUCCCCCGGUGGUGGAGAAAGGUGUAGGACAAGGAGAACAGUCGACGUGCACGCCUCAUCAGGAGGGGACCGCUCAGCGAAAAUUCUUUUGUAAUAAACCACCCGUAAAGCAGCAGGUUUACUAUGAAUGAGUUUGAGCACCGGCCUGUUGAAGGCGUGGGCGUUGGCGUCGAGAGAAGCAGGAAACGAGGAGGGCUAGUAGUAGUAGUGGGUGUGGGGGGGUAUGGGAGGGUGUCGUCCAGGCAUUGCAUGCAAUAACUUUUACUCUUUGUUGAAAGGGGGCAGAUCGGUUUUUAAAACGUGCACUAGUUUCACCAAGCCAAGUGGGCUGUGAUUUGAAUAUUCAUCUCUUAACGGGGAAUGAUUAAUGUUUUAAACCCUCAAAUAUUUGGUCAUUAAACUCCAGUCAGAUAAAUGAUCACUCCCUGUUUGUAACAAUGACAUUGCAAAGCAAUAUUAACCCAGUUCUAGUUUUCAAAAUGUGGAAAAACAAAGCUAUAAUUCUACUCAUUGUGGUUGUUGGUCUCUCGCUAUAUUGUGUAUCUGUACUUUUAAUUUUUUGUUUUUAUUUUUUUGGUUUAUUUUAUUUGCUUGUAUCAAUCAGUGGGAAUGUGCAUUUUGGUGGAAUAGCUAUGUAGGCUUUAGACAAUUUUUCUUUUAAAAUGUAGACUUUGCUCGCCUGCAUGCCAGAGUAUUGUCCUUUUAAAAACGAAAAAAAAAAAAAAAAACUUUUUUGGAAUCAUAUUUAUGAGAAAAAAUAUAAUUUUUUUUUUUUUUUUUUUUGGGUAAAUGUUGAUCAAUUUAGUGGGACUGUUUUAGGCUAGCAAUAUUUGUCCAGUCUCUCUAAGAUUGCGUUUUAAAGAUUCCUACACAAAUGUCAGUAAUUUUUGUGAGAGGUACAAGCUGUUCUCCGAGGCGAGGGGGCCCGGCUCUUUGCGUCGUGUCCAAAUUCAAACGAGGUACUUUCUUCAAACGCGGACCGCGUUAAAGACCGAAACCCCUCUCCUCUCUGCCAGGCUACCCGUAGCGAGCAUCCAUUUCGUCUCCUCCCGGUUCCCUGGUUUGUACCUGUAGGCCACGCCUAUAUCGUUGGGAGGCUCUCCUGUCUUCAUGGCAACUCUGCUGACCCCUCACAAAUGCACUUCCCUCUUUGUGAAACGGUCCCCAUGGCAUCAUAGGGAGCAGGAUUACCUCUUUUUAACCUUUUUAAAAAAAAACAAAAAAAAAAGCUCCAUAAUUCUUUCUGUGCCCCGAUAGAGAGAGCAUGAAUUAUUUUUAAAUUCCUCUCACUUUGAUAUAUUGUUAUAUCUUAACGGAUUUGUAAUUUGACAUUGUGUAUUGUGUAUUUUAAUUUUGUUUUUUUCCCUCUUUGGUUCUUUCUUUUUUUUUGGGGGGGGGUUUGUUAUAGCUCUGCUCUGUUCCUUUUUUUUGUUUUGUUUUGUUCUGCUAGUGGUCUCUGAAGCUGUGUGUGAUUGUCUGAUAGCAAUAGAAUCAUGGAAUUGGAACAUUCCAAUUCGGUGAAUGGAACGUUUCGAUUCUGUGAAUGAACGGAACCCCUUUCUGACCGGUUGUGAGAGGGCGGGGCCUGUUCAAGCUCCGCCCCCCCAGCAGAGGGCCAUUCACUCGCUGUUAUUGCUAUUUUGUGACAUGUUCAAAUACAUUUUUUUCUUUCUUUUUUUUAGCCUGCAGGGAAUUCUUGUGUUAAUGUGCAAAGUAAUAAAUUGGUAUUUUAUGCCUAUAACGUA
Messenger RNA from Sebastes umbrosus (honeycomb rockfish), 7117 nucleotides. It is a transcript of the gene ago4, whose product is annotated as argonaute RISC component 4. Gene Ontology annotation, molecular function: RNA binding; protein binding. The transcript is spliced from 20 exons. The record is from RefSeq and is a predicted model, not a curated record. Lineage: Eukaryota; Metazoa; Chordata; Actinopteri; Perciformes; Sebastidae. The coding region runs from base 188 to 2929 and encodes 913 amino acids.